UGUUAAGAGUCGUUGGCAUCUCCUCUGCUGGUUUUCACCUUCUGUCCUGAAUAUGUGUGUCUUUCUUAGUUAGAAGCGAAGCCUACACAUUGUUUCACGGUCACAGUAUGCACCGUACUCAGCCGUGAAAGUACUUUGUGUUGCAUUGGUAGCGCGCUUUGAAUUAAUCUGCAGCAACAUGCCUAAGAGUUGGUAGAUUGUGCUGAAACAGAAGCGUGCCUGUUUUUAUGCACCUGCUUACCCCGUCGGCGGUGUUUGUGGGAUUGCUAACCUAAGUGCGAUAAAAAGAAGAAACUAAACACAUAUAGGAAGUGUAAAACCUGUUUCGCCAACAAAGCACUGUGCGACUUCUAACUGCAGCCCCACCAUGAGCAUGAAAUCAGGCGUUUCUCUGCUCCAGCUCUCAAGGAUGGGAUUAAGACUUUGUGCUUCUAAAGUCCCUUUCUGCGAAGCCAGGGUCACAUUCAGUUUAACAAGAACUUCUACUUGUCGUCCUCUUAUCUCACCCUUUCUGCCUGUACCCAGCAGUCACUCUUACUCCAGUAGUGUCAAGGUGCGGUCAUACCUUCAAUACAUGAAACACAAGAUCAAACCCCCUCCAAGUCCUCCUUAUGGACAUGUGUGUCAGGUAGGGGACCCAGUGCUGCGUGCUCAUGCCGCUGCUGUUGAUCCAGCAGCCAUUACAGGCCCUGAGGUCCAGAAGGUCAUCAAGACUUUGGUGAAAGUGAUGCGGAAAAUGGAGUGCGUGGGACUAAGCGCGCCUCAGGUUGGGGUGCCGCUCCGCAUCCUGGCUCUGGAAUAUCCCGAGAAAAUGUUGGAAGAGAGUUCGUCUGCAUCGAGGGAGGUCCGUGGUCUUUCUGCGCAGCCAUUGAGGAUCUUUGUCAACCCCCAGCUGAGAGUCUUGGAUGGACAGACUGUGCUUUUUCAGGAGGCCUGCGAGAGCAUCUCAGGCUUCUCUGCCACGGUUCCACGAUACUUGUCCGUGGAAGUGUCUGGUCUGAAUGAGAAGGGUGAGGCUGUGACGUGGCAGGAAGGCUGGUCAGCUCGUAUCCUCCAGCAUGAGAUGGACCACCUGGAUGGAGUCCUGUACAUCGACCGCAUGGACAGCAAGACCUUCGUCAACAUCAACUGGCAGUCAUACAAUGAAUAGAAGGACAGAUCCCAAACAGUUACAUAGAUAUCUAAACAGUAAUAUAUUAACUGUAUAUAUUAAUUUUCCACCUUUUUCUGCUUACAUCCACUUCAUUUCUGAUCAACCUACACUGUGUUUAUAAAAGCCACUUUGGACUGGACAGUGGAGCUGGAGUUGAUUAAAAACAACACCUCAGACAGAUUUUUAAAAUUCUCUCAAAAGCUGGAAUCUGUUUAGAGGAAUUCAUUAAAUUUAAAUUCUUGCAGACAAUCACUGAGGUGUUCCUGGGAUAUAUUGGUGGCAUUGGUUCGACCUCUUUUGGUCUCUGCAUGGACUGUUGUCUUGCAUACAACCAAAGCCAGCUCAGAUUUGAUUAUCAAUACCACUGACCGUAAACUAAGACAUUAGCUACAGAAACUGAAAAUCUUUCACCUUCAGAUUCUGCAUUCAUUUGCAGAUAUCUGUUAACCUACAUUAUGCAGGAAGUGAUAUAUUUCAUUUAAACAGACAGCCCGUAUCAAGAUGAGUUUAAACUGAAAAUCCAUUACUGCAGUGAUCGAGUGUUUCUUCAAUGGGGGAUGCAAGGUGGAUUGUGUUUUUUCAAAUCAACUAAAAAUGGCCUGACAUUAAGAAAGUUGUCAAAUAUUGUAUCUUAAAGAUACUGUGUGCUCUGGGUAUUGGGCCUAAAUUCAAUAUAUAAACAAGCUUUAUGUUGGACCCUCAUCUGGAACUAAUGUUGUGAAUGAAUCAAAUUGUUUUACUAGUUAAAAGAUUUUGGAAAGCUUUUGGAGCUCUGUAAAUUCCUUGAUUUCCGACUCAGGGAGAGACAUUAAAAUGAAAAACAUCUGUCAAAAUGUUUCCACCAUCGAUACUAUUAACAUUAAGGUGGCAGUUCCCUUUUUACAUGAGAAUGGAACAAUGAGUGAAUCCACCCAGCCUAAAAAAAAGUUUGAACAGGGACUCAGGACAUGUCUUGGACAUGAGCAGGCAAGACGAGGAAACAGAAAUGGCUAUAACAGGUUUAAGAUGUUGUAGUGGCAUUGUAACGAGCAAAGAAAGGCCACUGGAGGGAAUCUGAAGUCUUUCCAACUCAUGGUGGGUAAAAAAACAAUGUCUGUCAUGGAAUUUGUUUAAUUUAUUUUAUUUUACCUUUAUUUUACCAGGCAGAAUUGCUUGAGAUCAAAUGACCUCUUUUUCGAGCAAGGCCUGGCUUGUGUAUGAAAAAUAUGACAAACACGACAGGAUCCAAAAACACAUCACACACACACAUGGUUAAAAAAAAAAAAAAAAAAAACUGGCUUCCUGAUUCCUGUCCCCUUUCACCUGUGACUCCUUUCUCUCACUGCCUAUGCUCAGGUGUGCAGGUGACUUAGCAGCGGAAGAAAUGUUUAUGUGCAGUGUCUACCUGACUUACCGCACACAACAUACGUCAAAUUGGCAUCAACAGAUGUGUUAUUCAAUAUUGGAGAUUCUUCUUUGGGCAAUUCAGCCGUGUCCCUGACGGAAGAGAAAAAAAACAAGUGUUUGCAAAAUCUAUUCAUUUAGAUUGCAAGUGUGUGGACAGAUGAUGUCAUGUUCUGAGUAGGAUCACACUCAGGUCACUAUCAAAACUUCAUUUAAUAAGAUCCACUUCUGAAGGUCACAUGUCCAUGACUUGUUUUGUUCAUGUAAUUGAAAAAAACAAAACAAUGUGUCUUUCCAGUUGUGUCUGCACAGUAAUAAACUCUUAAGUGGACUGGUGAUUAUAACAAG
Messenger RNA from Labrus bergylta (ballan wrasse), 2884 nucleotides. It is a transcript of the gene pdf, whose product is annotated as peptide deformylase, mitochondrial. Gene Ontology annotation, cellular component: mitochondrion. NCBI's taxonomy places the organism in Eukaryota, Metazoa, Chordata, Actinopteri, Labriformes, Labridae. Gene Ontology annotation, biological process: peptidyl-methionine modification. The record is from RefSeq and is a predicted model, not a curated record. Gene Ontology annotation, molecular function: peptide deformylase activity.